Messenger RNA from Oncorhynchus kisutch (coho salmon), 6073 nucleotides. RefSeq names its product homeobox protein aristaless-like 4. Gene Ontology annotation, biological process: regulation of transcription by RNA polymerase II. Gene Ontology annotation, molecular function: RNA polymerase II transcription regulatory region sequence-specific DNA binding; DNA-binding transcription activator activity, RNA polymerase II-specific. The transcript is spliced from 4 exons. The record is from RefSeq and is a predicted model, not a curated record. Bases 278 to 1387 code for a protein of 369 amino acids. Lineage: Eukaryota; Metazoa; Chordata; Actinopteri; Salmoniformes; Salmonidae.
CUUCUGAAGAAAGACGCAUUUUUGUUACUCGUCUAAACCUUAAGGGGAGUUUUUAGCUUUUGGUCAGCGAGUGGUUCCUGGAAAACAUCUGAAUCGUUUUAUAACCAAACACAGCUGCCGUGCCAGUGUAUGUGUGUGUGCGUGACAGUGUGUAUGCGUGUGUUCAUCCGUAUGUGGAAGAGGGAGAGAGAGUGAGGGUAUCUGUUUGCUUCCCUUUCCAAAACGGAAAGAAAGAAAAAAGUUUGGAAGUCUUUUUCUCCCAGUAACUUUUUUAGGCAUGAACGCCGAGACGUGCGUCUCAUACUGCGAUAUGACAUCCAUGGAUUCAUAUUAUAGCCCCUCUGCACCGCAAGGUAGGGAUCAUCCGACGAACCCGUUUAGGACAUUCCAAGUAAGUGACACCAAAUACAGCCCCACUUUCCUGCCAAACAAAGGUCAGGCUUACGGAGAAAAGUCUCGGAGCCCAUUCCAACAGGAGUGUCAGUCAUUGGAUGUCACCACUGGGGAAGGCACCUUUAACAAAUACCACCUCUUCAUGCAGAGGUCUUCUUGCAAAACCCCCCCCGAAGGAGGCAAACUGCACCAAGAAAGCGGACACAACGGAGCGCCCAUUCCCUGCUAUGGUAAAGACAGCUCAGGACUGACAGACUCUGACCUGACCCCGAACUCUGACCCCUCUGGUAUGGACGGCAGCUACCUGAGUGUGAAGGAUCAAGGCGUGAAGGGCCCCUCGGACCGACCAGGCUCGGACAUGGCCGGCCCCAUGGACAAGGGCGAGGGUGAGAGCAACAAGGGCAAGAAGAGGCGUAACCGCACCACCUUCACCAGCUACCAACUGGAGGAGCUGGAGAAGGUCUUCCAGAAGACCCACUACCCAGAUGUGUACGCCCGCGAGCAGCUGGCCCUCCGGACUGACCUGACUGAGGCCCGGGUACAGGUGUGGUUCCAGAAUCGCCGAGCCAAAUGGAGGAAGAGGGAGCGCUUUGGUCAGAUGCAGCAGGUCAGGACACACUUCUCCACGGCAUACGAGCUGCCUCUUCUAGCCAGACCUGAGAACUAUGCACAGAUACAGAACCCAUCAUGGAUUGGUGGCGGCAGCGGAGCGUCUCCUGUACCAGGCUGUGUAGUGCCCUGUGACUCAGUCACAUCCUGUAUGACCCCUCACCCUCACUCCGGCAGCGGCGUAUCUGACUUCCUGGGCGUCCCGAACCCUGGGGGUCACAUGGGACAGACACACAUGGGCAGCCUGUUUGGGGGUCCUGGCAUGGUGUCAGGGAUCAACGGGUACGAUCUGAACAGCAUGGACCCAGACCGCAAGUCCUCCAGCAUCGCCGCCUUGCGUAUGAAGGCCAAGGAGCACAGUGCAGCCAUCUCCUGGGCAACAUGAUGCCUCAACAGCAGCAGGACAGGGGCUUCUGGGAACCCCACCACGUCCAAACCAAGCCAAAGCAGAGAGGGGGGCCAGUCUGUGCUACUAUAACAGAAAUAUUGAUAAUCAAAAAUAAUAAUGAUGAUAAAAGCCAUAAAAGCCAUAGCAAAUUGCUGAAGAGGAGAGAAAAGAGACUAACAAAUCUGGACAGUGAACUUCUUUACUUUGUGUCUCUGAUGGGAGAGACCAGUGGACAUCAGAGAUGAACAACAGUCAGUCAGUCAGUCAGGUAGUCAGUCAGUCAGGUAGUCAGGUAGUCAAAGCUUGAGGUAAGAAGCAGGAAAUCAAGAAUCAGACCUAUCUUUAAAGAGACAAAUGAAUUGGUUGCUUGUUGGAAACAAUGUGCUGGUUAUACAGUAGCUAUAAACUAUAACACAACAAAAAUAACAAAAAAAGCAGAAUAGAUUUGAACCAAUCCCUGCACUUAUUCAGUUAAUACAGGUAAUGCUGUUUGUACAGAUAUUGAGAUGCGUCUGCUAACACACCUGCUAGUGAGAGUCAACAUAGCUUUUUCUGUUCAGGUGUUAUUAUACUUUCUUGUUUUCUGGUAUUUAAAUUUGAAGUGUGUAUUUCUUUAUUCAUUUUGAUCCUGGUUUUGUCCCAGAAUCCCUUGUCCCUUUCUGUCAGACUGUGUGCGAAUGCAACUAACCACAUAAACUGCAAACUGAAAUUCACAUAUUUACAUACAUUCGGCCUGAUUUGGGUCUGUGUAUACAUUUGGGUUUCCUAAGGUCAUUUUGGUCAGCUUCACUUCAAGGAGAGGGGUGUAGGUAACGGUCAAGCCCAAUGCCAAUCCAUCUCCGUCAGACUAACUGAAAGAAUGCUGAUAAAAUCAGUCAUGUUCUUCAGUUUGGGAAAGAGGUAAACCAUUUCAAAAGUAGCUUACUGUUUCUGGUAUGCAUGGUCAGCACUAGCAUAGUUUAGGUUGGUGCUACCUUCCAACAUUUAAAUGUCAGAUAUCAAUCCAGGUUUGUUUAAGUGCGGGCAGAAGGAGAGCCCUACUUGCACCGCUGAUGGACCGUCACUGAGCCAGAGAUGGACGGGGAUGAGGAAGUGGUGUGUGUGAGUAUGAGAGAGAGGCACAGCAGGCCUGCUGGGCCUACAGGUCUGAGAGCACCAGACAGGCUCAGCUCUGUUUGCAGGAGGAGAUUCAAAGUGGACAUGCCAUUUCCUCCCUUGGCAUUUCCUCACCUCACAUUUCCACCUAGGGAGUUACAGGAAAAGUGCCCUCCAGUCCCAUUGCCAGAGAUAACACCCAGCGGCAGCCUUGAACAGCAGAGAGGCCGUGUAGAUUAUACAGUUAUUGAGGGGGAUAAUAAAAUGCUGACUAACGCCAUCAAUGUUGACCACUGUCUCUUUUCAUGCAAAGCACCCCCCCCCCCAGGCAACAACCGGAUCCCCUGUCCCUUCACCUCAGUGUGGACAUGGAACAAUGCGGGAGGCAAACUGGCAUCCGUGCUUUCGAUGGCUCCAUGUCACGAUUUGUGGAGGUGACAGAAAUACUAGACGUGUUCCAUCAUCUUAUGCAUUAUGGGCUUUCUGUUUGCCCAAGGCACCCAUUUGGAUCAAGUCAAAACAAAAGGUCUCAUAGAUUUGAAGCCAAAUAUGAUACCCCAUGCACCUUGAGCAGAGAAUCCAUCUCUAAUUCCGUAACACAAGCCUCAUUAUUUCCCCUUUCACUUGGUAGCUCUGCUAGGAUAUAGUGUUAUGUACGAUCCAGGAUGAACUGUCAGCACCUACACUAGGUAGCUCUGCUAGGAUAUAGUGUUAUGUACGAUCCAGGAUGAACUGUCAACAUCUACAAACAGUGGAUCAGAAACCCUUUCCAAAUGACAACUCAGAUUGGAUCCAGUUUUACAUGGCAGUUCAAGUCUAAUGCAUGAACAUAAUGCUGACAACAUGGCUUGUCUCUCAGUGGUUGGAGGUGCUCCUCUGAGAUCUGGAGAUGGGGCCCCUGUGCUCUCAUAGGCCGCUCUAAGGGGUUGCUGGGAGGGCGAACGGGCCACGGCGUUCCGGUGUUCUAGGAAAAGGACAGCGCACACAGCUGUGCUCAGGGGAUAAAUGCAAAACAAACAUGCCUCGCACAUGCUUCCCCUCAGCUGUCAUGGCUCCAUUUUCAAAGAAGCCCCCACACUGCACUAGGGCUCUCCCUCUCGCUCCUCUGGCCGAAUGCCUGCCCCUCCGGCACUACGGCCAUACACAGCCGCACAGCCAGGCUGCAGCCUUUUUAAUUAACACUGGGACAUCUGUGGACAGGGAUUCUUUCUGGGAUUGUGUGACAGAACAGACAGAGCCGCCAGUGGCCCUGUGCUUCAGGUUGGCCUAUAGCUGUCCCUGACUAGGGCUUGGGGGGUUUAUAGUGCUGGGUUGGGUGCUUCUCAGAGCUCAAACACACAUGAAGCUCAGGUCGACACAGUUGAUUUGUUUACCGUUUUCGUCAUGUUUUUGAAAACAUUUUAAUUUCUUUAUUUAUAGACAUGUUCUGUUAUCUGCAGUUCUCUAUUGAUUAAAAAGGACAAAACCGAAAGCUCAGUGUUAAAGACUGCAGAAACGUACAAGCCCAUAUGAAGCCUUCUUGGAUGAAUCACAGAUUAUUAUGUAAAUGUUCACUUUUUCAUCUACCCUAAUCGAGGCACAGCUUGCCUUAGGGCCUUAACUGAUCAGAUAUGCAGAAUUUAAGUCGUUGAGAAACAGCUUGUAUAUCAGCUCAUCCUGUUGUAGCCUGCAGGGGUCCCAGUCUGUCCCUCGGUGAUGAUGUCACCUUUCACACCACCCCUAUCAUUUCUAAUACUACUGAAGCAGGGCAAUAAAAAGAAGUAAAUACUUAUAAUAUAAAACUGUGUGUUGUGUGUGCAUGUAAAAACAAUUUUUGUAUGUAAAUUGGACUGAUUUACAGUAAUUUACAAAGACCCUUGAAAUGUUACUAAUUUGAUGUAAAGUUUUGCGUUAUCUUUGUGAGAUACUUGUGGGUUGGUUUUUGAGUGAUCCUUCUGAAGGGGGUGGGUGUUCUUGGUUUGUUGAGUUUCCAAGUAUUUUGAAAGGUUUUUGUGGCUUUAAGCUAUAUUGUACGGCUUUUUAAUUAAUGAUGGUAUACUUUUACUUGUGUUCAUGUUCUCAUAUAUAUUUGUGUGAGUUACUAUAGUACAGUAAGUUAUUGCACUUACAUAAUAUUUUAAAAAAUUGUUUUACAAGCAUUGAGAGCAACACGGUUGUUCAUCACAUACUUAUUUUUUAAAACAGAAUCAACUACAAUUUUUAUGGAUAAUUGAAGUGCAGCUUCAAUUGUCACGAAUGAUUUCAUAUAGUUCCCGCCAAUUCUUUAAAGGUCCAGUGCAAGUCCAAAACGUGAUUUCCCUGGUUUUACAUAUAUUUCCUGAUGAGGUUGGAAUAAUACUGUAAAGUAGUGAAAAUGAUAAUUGCCUUUUAAUGCGAGAGCAGUUUGAAAAGACCGCCUGAAAUUUCAGCCUGUUUUGGUGGGAUGGAGUUUUGGCCUGCCUGGUAUAAAAUGAGAAAAGAAAGAGAGCUCCAACCCGCUCUGCCAAUUUCAGCUGAUGUUUAGUUCUCCCCAUUCAGACCACUCCCAGACAGUCUGGCAAAAUUCUUGCUUGAGAAAGUGCUCUUUGCUAAGAAGUUGUUUCUUUUUGACCAUUUAUAUUGAAAUCAUAUUAAGAAACUUCAUUGCUGCCCUGAAAUUAUUCUAUAUCGAGAUUAAAAAGGCUGCAUUGGACCUUUAAACAAACAAUAAAACACAUUUAGUCAGAGGUCAGAGCUCAAUAUUUCAAAAAUGUUCUAUGCGGUUGUGGGAAUGAUGCUACUGCAGAAGGAUUCCUAUUAUCACGGAAAGGUCCUACAUUUAAAGACUGGGGAUGUUUUUAGGAUGGCAAGACUCUCAGAGGAGUCAUUAAGAGUAGCAGUUUUUACAAUAUCCUCAGCAAUGGGUAACAUCGGACGAUAAUAACGUGUGUGAUUUUGGUGACUCUGGUGUUGUUCUGUUUAUACUGAUGUCUAUAUAAUUAGGAUGGAGGGGUGGGAGGGCCAUCAAUAAAAAUCUAGAGGGUUCCAAAAAAAGAAGCACAUGCAUCUUCUUGCAUUACAUAUUUACCUCAUGUUUCAUGACUGCAUCAGUUGCAGUGACAGCCUAAAAUCCCUCUGCAUUUCAGACUUGAGGGCUGAAAUGAGAUCGCACAACCCCCAAGAAUGUCACGCUAAUUGAAGUCGACAAAAAUACUAACAGCGUUCUUUUGAACUGCUGACAUUGUACAGGGUGGAUUAGGGAGCGUAUAUUAACAGGUGACAGGCGAGGCUGAACAGUGGUGCUGCACACAGCCUGGCUGUCACAACAGCCCUGGUCAGACUUGGGCUUUCACCAAAUCAGAAUGGAGGACGGAGAGCGUGACAGACAGAGGCCUGCUACUGCUGCCUGUGUAUGAGAAAACCACUCCAUUAAACAUGCAUAUAUCGUCUUCCACGUCUAGAACACUUCCGAUGACAACUUUUUUCAAGCACUAAUCAACUUCCCCUGUUCUCCAGUAGCUGAAUUUCCUCUUCACUUUAGUUUGCACAAUUCAUGCACCUUGGUUGGAGUCCGGCAGCGCCGUUGUUCCUUUCUCUAAUCACAGGCAAAUAAAAUGGCCAUGAAAAACA